AUGACUAGCGAAGAAUUCCAUCAAUGCCGUCGAAACUUCUCCUUUGCUCAAUGCCGAAUACUACAAUGGACUCUCCGCUCGACUAGCUUCAUGUUGUUUGCUAUGACGACGUAUGGAGUUGACUCUCAAAGCCGUCUCUUCCUUGCGCACCUAUGGCGUCACCAACUUCUCUGUUUCAUGUUUGCAAUGGGUGUUAAUCCGUACUCUGAACAAUUCUUGGUUGAAGACGUGCCCCAUCUAUUGCGAUCGUUUCGUCGCGCCUGGCGCCGAUGUGAAAGGGAACUUGCGAGAUAUUGA
Messenger RNA from Caenorhabditis remanei, 297 nucleotides. RefSeq lists its product as uncharacterized. The record is from RefSeq and is a predicted model, not a curated record. Bases 1 to 297 code for a protein of 98 amino acids. The transcript has 3 exons. NCBI's taxonomy places the organism in Eukaryota, Metazoa, Nematoda, Chromadorea, Rhabditida, Rhabditidae.